AUGCAUGCGAGCACGCUGCCCAAACCAUUUCCAAUCGUGGAAACCGACUAUCUCCAAUUGAAAUUGGACAGUUUCGCGAAAUUCAACAUGGCGAGGAUGUAUGCAAAUGAGCCGCAAGAGAAAAUCAACAUCCUUCAAGAGAUUUACGACACCGAGCGUGCCUAUGUCACGUCGUUGACCAUUGUUGAUGAGAUUUUCAUCAGCCAACUCGACGUGAUGUGUCCCAAAUCUCGAAAAUGCUUUCGCGCCAUGUUCGGAGAGAUAUCGGCCAUCGGCAAGACACACCAAAUCCUUUUGGAACACCUUCGCACCAAGCCAAUUGCCGAGGUCUUCUCGAAAUUUAUGCCUUUUCUCAAGUUGUACACCAGCUACGCAUCACACUAUCCAAAUGCGCUGAAAGUCCACGCUAAAUUGAUGUCUCGCAGUGACUUCCGCAAAGCCAUCGCCUCUAUAGAAGCCGAACCAAGUGUCGAAGGACGCCGACUCCAGGCUUUCCUCAUCAUGCCAAUCCAACGCAUCCCUCGCUACAUUAUGCUUAUUCAGAACUUGAUGAAUUACAGUACCGAUAUGGAUGACAUGAGAAAUUUGUAUAAAGCGUUGUCUGGAAUGCAAGGACUUACGGAACAAAUUCAAUCGUGCAUGCUGGCUUAUGAGAAUGGUGAGCGUCUUUUCGAGAUCCAACUCAACUUUGGAUUGGAUGGACAUGUUCUCGAGCCAGGACGUGUGUUGUUGAAAGAGGGAAUGUUGUACAAAAGAGAACUCAACGGAACUGCCAACUAUCAGGAGACCGCGGUCUUUUUGUUCAACGACAUCAUUCUCUACGGAACCAAGAAACUCAGUGUGAUGCCACUUUGCAAGUACGACCCAUCAGCGAUUCUCUCACUCCGUCACUGCAUUGUUCAACUUGAUGACAUUGGUGGCAGCAUUUUCAUCCGUUGUGGAGACGUCGGCGUGGAUUUCACUGCCUACUCACUGGGAAGUGUCGAUGAGUGGUACAAUGACAUUUGCGACGCUAUUGAUAACGCCAAGAAGCUCCGUGAUACGUUGCGCAAAGAGAGUUUCAAGCAAAAGGCAAUCGUUUUUGAUAGAGGAUUCUGGCAGAAAAAUCGCGAUCGCCUUCGCAACACACUAUCCAACGAUGUGAUGCCACACUUGAAUCGUGUCCUCUCGAGAAAGAAGCCACUUCCGAAACUCGGUGAGAAUGACUUCCUUCGUGGGCAGUGGACUACUUCUACUAUUGCAUCCAACCGCAAGCGCCAAGUCUUUGAAGACGCACAGGGUAGCGAUAUAGGAGGCAUUGGAUGGGUUGUGUCGGCGUCUCCACCAAAACGCUUUCGCCAAGUGUACUCCUAUGAGAUCGACGAACCUACCAAUAAUGUCGACGAAGGGACGGACGUUAUCGAGAAGCUAGAAAUGAGUGAUGUCACUCUUACACAGCCAACUACUGUAUUGCACCCAAUUGCUUCCAUGCACAACCGUCCAUUGCCAAGCUCGAUUGACGAGAACUGGACUGCAGAGUUUGAUUGGACUGAAGAUGAAGUGUUUGUGCGAGAGAACAAGAAGAUUCGUCGCGUUAGCAGUUACGAUGAGGAGGAUCGCCGUCGUCGCAGUCCAGGAGGUGUCCGCCGUCAGGUUGCUUCCGCACCACCCAAGCAACAACGUCGUCAACUCGCAGUCGACGAUAUUCGCAAAUUGAGCUAUCAGCAGCGCACCUUGGAGCCAUUCAACAUGAUGAGCGACGACGACGACUCCGACAACGAUGAGGACGACAUCGAGCUCAAAGUCAAAGGAGAACGUCCACGUCCAUGGUGGGAAACCGAGUCAGCGCCGCCAGUCAUUAAGAACCAGAAGAUGUCGCUCAUCGACUCUGUUCGCAAUAACUGCUCCAUCAUGUGA
Molecule: messenger RNA, 1896 nt
Organism: Caenorhabditis briggsae
Lineage: Eukaryota; Metazoa; Nematoda; Chromadorea; Rhabditida; Rhabditidae
Gene: Cbr-tag-52
Product: Protein CBR-TAG-52
Exons: 9
Coding region: 1-1896 (631 amino acids)
Cellular component (GO): cytoplasm
Molecular function (GO): guanyl-nucleotide exchange factor activity
Source: RefSeq, a predicted model, not a curated record